CUUGUCGUACUUAAUGAUAGGAACUAUAGAGUCGCUGCUCUGGUUUCCACACGGACUGCUUCACCCAACUCGAGUUUGGUAAACGUCGUGCGUUUAAAACCAACAUCGGCAGCUCCCUCUUGGGUGUUACUCCCGUUUCCAUUGCAAGUCGAGACUGUAGCCAUCAAAGGAAGCUAACAUAAUGCAGCCCUCUGGGCCUUGUCCAGAGUGUGGUUCUUCACAGAUUGUGGAAGACUCUCUGUACUCACAGACUCAGUUUGUGUGUGAAGACUGUGGGGCAGUGGUCAGUGAAGGACUACUGACCACAACAUUGUCUGAAGAGAAGCAUCUCAAUGAAGUGAAAUUUUCUCGUCUCCCAACAGAAAAGCAGCCCGGUCGAGGUCAUAUACAAGGUCUUCAGCGAAUUCGCAGUCUUUGCCGCAUCCUUCGUUUUUCUUCUAACAUAGAAGAAUCUUCUGAGGUUCUCUUCAAAAAAGCCUAUUAUCAUCCAGCAUUUCUGAGUACUCAUGCGGAGAAAAAGGAGGCUUUGGCAGGCUGUUGUGUGUUAGUUGCCUGUCGCCAGAAUGACUGGCCCAUUACGAUGGGAACAAUAAGCUAUCUUUUACAAGCAAAUGGUGAGGUGAUGCACAAAGUUUACACAGAGCUGGUACAGAAGCUUCACUUGGAAACUCCACCUACUGAUUUGACUCAGUUGAUUGAGAGCCACUGCAACAGCUUCAAGCUUUCACCAAGCUCCUGUCCAGAUCUUUUCAGUGAAUGCACUACACGACUUGCUAAGCGGGCUUCAGAGCUGUUGGAACUAGCAGAUGAAACUUGGUUGGUUACAGGACGUCAGCCGGUGCCCAUUCUCACAGCAGUCACCUACAUGUCCUGGUUGUCUCUCCGUCCCAUUGCUUCUCGUCUUAACAUCUCCCUCAUCAACUUUUGCAAAAUAGCUAAAGUACCUGUUCCAGCACCUGCUUCAAAACGGCUGAUAGAACUUCAGGAUGUUCUUUGUAAGCUGGGUCAAGGGUUACCAUGGCUUCGAGGAGUGAAACUUGACCGGAAGUCUGUGGCCAAGUAUACUGAGGACAUUCUCAAACAUCGUGGAAUACUGCUGCGGCAAGCAAUGAGGAAGUAUGAGGAAGAAUGGGAGAAUGAGCAGAAGUGUUCCUCAGUAUUAUUGUCUGACAGUGAAGAAGACAGCCAAGGCCCACCCUUGAAAAAGACUAAAUUAGACGAGCCUUCAGAGAGAGCAGCCAGUGGAGAUCAAGUCUCAUCAAACACUUCUGGACACAAAGGAAAGGAAGUGGGCUUAAAUUCAGAAAAGGAAAAAAGUCAGUGCCCCUCCUUGUUUCUGCCUCCUUGUUUACAAAAUCCUCACCCCAGAAGAGAAAGGGAAGUAGUGGCAGAGUUGGAUGUAUUUGGGGAUGAGGAAAUUUUGGACAGUGAAAUUGACAUGUACAUCCGCACACCAGAGGAAGUUCAGGCUUUGUGUCGGGCUCAAGCAAAGCUUAUGAAGUCUAGCUAAUACCAUCCAUUCAUUGCAUUCGCGAGGAGCUUGUAUGAUUGGAGGGGGCGUUAAGUUGUUGAGCAUGUAGAAUUUGUUUUUUUUUUUUUUUAUUUUACUGUUUUCAAAUUUAUAUAAAAUGUUUUAGUUAAAUUUUAAGAACAGUGUUUGAACAUCAGUUUUUGUUAAAGGUGAAGAUAAUGGGAGUCAUUUAGUUUUUGUGCUACCCCCAGUUUAUAUGUCUGCAUAAAUUUAUUUUAAUCCUCUGUCAUGUUUUUAUUUUUUCCUCUUACAUAUGUCCAUAAUGAGCUUGAAUGCUGUCUGUAGUUUUUGUGUGCAUAUCAAAACCACAAAUGAACCAAAUGAAGGAAACUGUGUUGAUAUCGGGGGAGAAUGGGUUAUUGUCAUUCAGCUGACAUUAAAUUUGCACUGGACAUAGGACUUUUUAAUAUAGUUUAUUUGUAUUUUGUACAAACCAGCUAACAAAAUAAAUCUUCUGUGUAAGGCACUUUUGCAAUAUGGGCAACUAAAACAAAUAUAAAAACAAAAACAAAUCACUCGCCCUGAUACAUUACUAUACAUAUUUGGCUGCAUUAAAUAGAUACACAUUUUGGCUUUAUAAUCCCAUUUGUUCUGAACAACACCGCUACUGUAAGUUGUGCAGAAUUGCAUAAUUGAGAGGCAGGUUUCUUUUCUGAUAGUUCAGAACAUCAGGUAUGUGGCUUUUCUCAGAACUAUGUAAGAGUCUUAAUAUUAGACAAUAACACAUCAGUAAGUGCCGAGUCUUGACUCACUGUGCUGUCCGGCUUUACUGCGGCUGCUAGGUACACACCAUGUGUUUGGAUUUCAAUUAUCACAGCUACACAUCUCCAAUAAAAAUGAUUAUUCUGACAAGGGAUACUCGAGCACAAGAAAGGGCAAGCAUUAGCGAUUAAAAUCAUCUCAUUUCCUGUUAACCGUAGUCCGUCAGCUGAUGAUGAUGAUGAUUCCAUUGAAGUUGUAC
Molecule: messenger RNA, 2492 nt
Organism: Erpetoichthys calabaricus (reedfish)
Lineage: Eukaryota; Metazoa; Chordata; Cladistia; Polypteriformes; Polypteridae
Gene: brf2
Product: BRF2 RNA polymerase III transcription initiation factor subunit
Exons: 6
Coding region: 182-1510 (442 amino acids)
Biological process (GO): transcription preinitiation complex assembly; transcription initiation at RNA polymerase II promoter
Cellular component (GO): transcription preinitiation complex; nucleus
Molecular function (GO): RNA polymerase II general transcription initiation factor activity; TBP-class protein binding
Source: RefSeq, a predicted model, not a curated record